UUCCUCCCACACCCCAAAAACAUGCGUGAAUUGGAGACUCUAAAUUGCCCGUAGGUGUGCAUGUGAGUGCGAAUGGCUGUUUGUUUGUAUGUGCCCUGCGAUUGGCUGGCAACCAGUUGAGGGUGUACCCCGCCUCCUGCCCGAUGACAGCUGGGAUAGGCUCCAUCCAGCACGCCCGCGACCCUCGUGAGGAGAAGCGGCUCAGAAAAUACGAAACAGAGAGUCACCAGAAGAAGCCGAGGCAGCAGGAGGAGGCUGGCCAGGACGCAAAACCAUCCUCCCCAGACAAGGAACUCCUGCGGCCUCGCAACCGCAACUCAGCCGGGCGUGGCCUCUCCCGCCUUUUCUCCUCCUUCCUGAAGAGACGCUCGCAGUGUGAGAGCGAGGGAGGGGAGAAGGAGGAAGAAGAAGCAAAAGCUCCCAUUGCUGACCCGGAACCUGAGUUGAAGAUUGAGGGAGAGGUGGCCCACGACCAGCACUCAGUCAGCAGCGCUGAGGCCCAGGCUGCCCAGGUAGAGAAGAAAGAAGCUGAGGAGGGAGAGGAGGAGGAGGGUGGAAAAGACAAAGAGGUCAACAAGGAGAAAGCCGAGGUGGCUACACUGGAGAAUAAGGAGGAUAACAAGGAAGAGGAGGAGAAGGAGAAGGGGAAGGAUGAGGGAAAGGAGGGAGGCUCUGAAGUUAGCAGUAAUGGAGAGAAAGAAAAGAAAGUCACAGAAGAGGAGUCUAAAACUCCCAAAGCUCCACGUCGCCCCAAACCCAUGCAGAUUAAAGUCACCCUGCUGGAUGACACUCUGUAUGAGUGUGAGCUGGAUAAACAUGCCAAAGGCCAAGAACUGUUCACAAAAGUAUGCGACCACCUCAAUCUGCUAGAGAGAGACUAUUAUGGGCUGGUCAUCUGGGAGACACCCAACGUGAAGACUUGGAUGGACCUAGCCAAGGAAAUCCGCAGGCAGGUGCAAGGUGCCAACUAUGAUUUCACGUUCAAUGUGAAAUUCUACCCACCGGAUCCAGCCCAAUUUUCUGAAGACAUCACAAGGUACUACCUGUGUCUCCAACUGCGUAAGGACAUACUGCAAGGACGUCUGCCGUGCUCUUUUGUCACCCUGGCCUUGCUUGGCUCCUACGCUCUGCAAUCAGAAUUGGGCGAGUAUGACCCUGAGGUGCAUGGCAGUGAAUAUGCGAAGGAGAUGAAGAUGGCUAACGGGCAGACCAAGGAGCUUGAGGAAAAGAUGAUGGAGCUGCACCACACUUACAGGUCAAUGAGUCCAGCUCAGGCUGACAUGAUGUUCCUGGAGAACGCAAAAAAGCUGUCCAUGUACGGAGUCGACCUCCACCAGGCGAAGGAUCUCGAUGGGGUGGACAUCAUGCUGGGAGUUUGCUCCAACGGUCUGAUGGUUUAUAAAGACAAACUGAGGAUCAACCGUUUUCCCUGGCCCAAAGUCCUGAAGGUCUCAUACAAGCGCAGCAGCUUCUUCAUCAAAAUACGCCCGUCAGAGGUAGAACAGUAUGAGAGCGCUAUAGGCUUCAAACUACCCAACUACAAAGCAGCCAAGAAACUGUGGAAAGUGUGUGUCGAACAUCACACCUUUUUCAGGCUUACAUCCACUGAGAUGGUCACAACUCCCAGGAAGUUUCUGGCUCUGGGCUCCAAAUUUCGGUACAGCGGUCGAACUCAGGCUCAGACCAAACAGGCCAGCUCUCUCAUUGACAGGCCAGCUCCUCUUUUCCAGCGCACUUCCAGCAAGAGGAACUCCCGCAGCAUGGAUGGAGCCAUGGCGUCCACCCCAGACAACAAAUCGAGCCGCCCAGUCAGCGCACCCAUCAUGUCGCCGCUGUCUCCCGGGGAGAACACGCCAUCGCCGCUCUUGCACACCCUUCAUUUCGCCAACCGCAGCAACAGCUCCACACCUAAGUUCCACCGCUCUGCAGACAGGAAAGCAGAGAUAAAGGGCCAUAGUCGGAAAACUGAUUCCGCCAAAAGCCAGAGCCCCAGACCAGAGUCCACUCCAGAAAUGAAGACAUUGGCCAGGAGAGAACGGAGACGUUCCCCCUCUGUGACCACCGCCAAUGGGGAACGAGAGAAAAAGAACCAGCACUCUCCUCAGGACAAAACAAAGACGGAGAUGAUGCGAGUGAGGAAGCUUGACCCUAAAGGCUUGGCAUGCACCAUUUUCCUCUCUGACUCUGAUGACGUGGAUAAAACCCAGACUGAGAUCAUGCGUCACCACACAAGCAUCAGCGAGUUGAAGAGGAGUUUCAUGGAGUCCGUACCAGAGCCUCGACCCAGCGAGUGGGACAAGCGUCUUUCCACCAACUCGCCUUUCCGCACAGCCGGCAUCAACGGCCAGCUGCAACCAGCGUCUCCAGUGCUGAAGACCCAGACAAUCACCAUCUCAGACAUCACCAACUCUCUACGAGGAACUGUGGCCUACAAGGACAUCCCCUUGGUUCACACUGAGACAAAGACAAUUACAUACGAGUCAGCCCAGGUGUCUCUCCCACAGCCGGUGGACACCUUGGCAGAGCGGGACUCAGGAGUGCUGCUGAGUGCCCAGACCAUCACAUCCGAGACCAUCAGCACCACUACCACUACCCAGAUCACGAAGACGGUGAAAGGAGGAAUCUCCGAAACUCGCAUUGAGAAGAGGAUCGUUAUAACAGGAGAUACUGAAAUUGAUCAUGACAAGGCUUUGGCUCAGGCUAUUAAAGAAGCAAAAGAACAACACCCAGAUAUGUCUGUCACCAAAGUGGUUGUCCACCAAGAAACCGAGAUUUCCCCCGAGUAAGACAAGCUCAUCCUUUGGAAGAUGCCUACAUGCCUCUCCCACCCAUAUCACAUCCUUUUUACCUCAGAGCCACACCCAACAGCACUGCCUUGGACAUAAAACACCAAGAUCACAUCAGCGGGACUAACUUCUUCAUGGAACUAUGAACUUUAAGCUCUGUGAUUGUGAAGCUGUGUCACCGUAGAGUCGCAGAAAAAAAUUCCCAAGAAUCCUCCCAGUUCCCUCUCCUGUUCUACUUAAUGCCAAAACACUGACCGAGGGACAAUUUAAAAAGAAAACGUGUUUAAGGAAAGAGAAAAGGUACAACAGUUGUGAAAUGAUACCUCUCCAAUUUGGAGAUUUAAAGAAAAAUUUCAAAUGGGCAUUUGGUCUUUUAAUCUUUGUGAUUACUGAACUUUGUAUUUGUAUAGCUUUUCUUACAAUCAGAAUUGGUUAUCAAUAAUGUGGAUCACUGCAGUCAAGUGUUUUUUUUUAACAAUGUGAUUCAAACAGCAUCAACACAGGGAAUGUGGGUGAUUUUCUUGGGAUAGUACACAUCAAGACUCACGGUUCCCUUUAAUUUCUUGUUCAGGAUGUUUUUGUCACUUCCCUUUUAAUGUGAAGAAAUGUUUUUUCAAUCAAUCUGAAAAAAAUAUUGCCUGUCUUAACAUUUAAUCAGUUGUUAGCUUAUCAUUGUUUAUUGUUUCGUACUUGCUGUAGUGUUUGUGAAGGAGACCUUUACAUUUAUUUAUUCUCGACUGUCUUCUUUUUGUGUUUUUGUGUUAUAGGUCCUCUAAGCACACAUAUGUAGCUUUAUUCAUUUCUAUGAACAGCAUUCAAUUUACCACAUGCAACGUGAGUCAUUUCUACUGCAUUUUUGACAAAAGUGAGUUAUCAUUGCCUCAAGCAAGACAAGAGUGCAUAAGAGGUUAGAUUGUCGAUUUGUUUGCUUCGCUUGGGAUUAAGGGAUAAUUAAUUGAAUGUUUCUCUUUGAAGUACAAGAAGUAUUUGUGCCAUCACUUGACUAAUUUGCAUUUAGGCUGAUGAAGGCAAUAAAGAGGUCGUUGGUUUACGAUUGUCGCAGCAUAUAGAGUUUUAAGGUGAUGAACGGCAUGCAGUGAACUAGUUUGCACAGCGACGUAAGAAUGAUUAUGGCUUUAGUACUGUGUAAGCAUAGGUUAGUUAGUUAGUUAGUUAGUUAGUUAGGUUAGCUCGUUCCGAUUUACAUAUUACAAAUUUGGGUUACGUUCCUCCUAUAAGAAUGGAACUCUGUCGUAAACCGAGGACCCCCUGUAGGCCUACUGAUAAUUUGUACUAAUAAUUAGUAAUGCAAUGGAACCUCAAUCCACAUUACGUGAUGCUGGUUUAUUUCUAGAGCAAUUAUUUUCAAACCCUUACUAUGGUGAGCACUGAGGUGAUGAGAGGGAGGCAUUCAUAACAGUCGUAUACUGUAAGUGUAUACAUAUGUCAGCUCUUGUAGUCAAUUUGAACAAACAACAAAUCAUGCGCUCGCCAACUGAAUGUGUUGGCGUGUGGUAUACGCGUGGCACUGUGGCAAAAGUGUAGAUGAAGAUUGACGCGUGUGCCUGUGAGGUGAGUUUUGACGUUAACCCAUUAGCCUCCUUCAAGAGACUUUUUUAUUUGAUUUUAAUUAAUGAUGUUAACUUAUUGUUUCUUGAACAAUACAGUAUUGUACUGAGCAGCCUUGACAUGUCGUAUUAAGUUCUAUUUAAUGCUUCUUUGGUCAUCUACACCAAAACACACUUGUCAAUCAUUUCGAUGCUCUCAGAGCUGAAGUCUCCCAGGAUUUGCUGAUGUCAUGCAAUGUUACGCACGAUGACAAUUCAUUUUUGUGCGGCUUUUUUGUUCAAGAAAACUUCACAUUGUGACUUCAGAAGCGUUUGUCCUGAGAGGUUCCACUGUACGCACACAAAAAAUAACACUUUUUUUUUGUCUGCAUCCUAAUAAGGUUAAUAAAACGCACACUAUUUUUAAAUACAUGCACAUUUGCAAAGAAACCGAAUGUUAAUCGCUUUUGCAUCACGUUUUUAAAAUCUCAGUUCAAUUAGUUGUCAUAUUUUUUUUUUUAAAUAAAUACCUGUUACAUUUUCAAACAGAUUUUAACAUAUUCAACUGUAUAUCCAGACUAUCUCUUACAGUUAAAGUCAUACAAAUCUAGAUAAAAGAUGGUGAUCCAUUAAAUACUAUCUCACUAAAGGGAGCCGAUUUACCUCAGUUAGAACAGUCGUAAUCAACUCUUGCCUGUACUCUUUCACCAUUUUUCAUGUACAUGUGUAACUACAUCUACAAAUGAUUCCCAGCUAUUUUUUUAAUUCUAAGAACUGGUAUUUUUAUAAUGUCCCAGCCUUGGAUGCUGGCUUGACCUCUGAUUUGCAUUGCUGGUAAGUGUUGACACCGAAGUAUGUACCGUAGAUUUGAUCUGUACUUGAUACUUAAAAAGUAAGCGUGAAUUAGAUACCUACAUGUCCAUGUAAUGAUUAAGGAAAAUUGCAUAGUCAAAUACUGAAUUACUUUAAUAAACCACUCAAAUGUAUUUUCCAUGCCAUCCUUGUGUACAAUAUAUGACGGGCAUACAUUGUAAUCCAAUGAUUGUCAUAUAAGGUUUUUCAUAUUAUUGUACACACUAAAAUUUUACAUUACAUUCAUGCAAAUAUAAUUUGUUUUGGAGAGAACUUUAAGACAUCCUCCCCUUUGGUUACUACUGCUAACAUGUUUAGUAUGCCUGGUGUCAUUUUUAUUUUAUUUUUUUGCAA
Phyllopteryx taeniolatus (common seadragon) is the source of this 5539-nucleotide messenger RNA. It is a transcript of the gene epb41a, whose product is annotated as erythrocyte membrane protein band 4.1a. The record is from RefSeq and is a predicted model, not a curated record. NCBI's taxonomy places the organism in Eukaryota, Metazoa, Chordata, Actinopteri, Syngnathiformes, Syngnathidae. The transcript is spliced from 21 exons. Gene Ontology annotation, biological process: cortical actin cytoskeleton organization. Gene Ontology annotation, cellular component: plasma membrane; cytoskeleton. The coding region runs from base 144 to 2786 and encodes 880 amino acids. Gene Ontology annotation, molecular function: actin binding; structural molecule activity.